This is a messenger RNA of Hydractinia symbiolongicarpus, 1516 nucleotides long. Its product is annotated as COP9 signalosome complex subunit 2-like. Lineage: Eukaryota; Metazoa; Cnidaria; Hydrozoa; Anthoathecata; Hydractiniidae. The coding region runs from base 110 to 1432 and encodes 440 amino acids. The record is from RefSeq and is a predicted model, not a curated record. Gene Ontology annotation, biological process: protein deneddylation. Gene Ontology annotation, cellular component: COP9 signalosome. The transcript has 21 exons.
AAGAACUUUGAAUAGGAUUAGAAUGCAAUUUGCCAUCUGGUAAAAAGUGUAUAUAUAUUGUGUUAGGAACUUUGUAUUGUACAUUUUAGGGAUUUAAAUAAACUUAAAGAUGUCUGAUGAUGAUUUUAUGGACGACGAUGAAGAGUACGAUUUGGAGUACUCAACAGAUAGUAACUCAGAACCUGAUGUUGAUUUGGAAAACCAGUAUUAUAAUUCCAAAGCGUUGAAGGAAGAUGAUCCACAGGCAUCAUUAGAGAACUUUAAAAAGGUGUUAGACCUUGAACAAGACAAAGGAGAGUGGGGAUUUAAAGCCCUGAAGCAAAUGGUCAAAAUAAACUAUAAAUUGCAACAGUAUGACCAAAUGAUGCAAAGAUACAAAGAAUUACUCACAUACAUUAAAAGUGCAGUUACGCGAAAUCACUCCGAGAAGUCAAUCAACUCUAUAUUAGAUUUUAUAUCAACUUCAAAACAGAUGACGCUGCUGCAAGAAUUUUAUGAAACUACAUUAGAUGCUCUUCGAGAUGCCAAAAACGAGCGAUUAUGGUUUAAGACAAAUUGCAAGCUUGGUAAAUUAUAUUAUGAUCGUGAAGAUUUCAUUAAACUUGGGCGUAUUAUUAAAGAACUUCGAAAAUCAUGUCAGAAUGAAGAAGGUGAUGAAGACUUAAGAAAAGGAACACAGCUUCUUGAAAUAUAUGCAUUGGAAAUUCAGAUGUAUACAGCACAGAAAAAUAAUAAAAAGCUUAAGGCGUUAUAUGAGCAAUCACUUUAUAUUAAAUCUGCUAUCCCGCAUCCUCUUAUUAUGGGUGUUAUUCGAGAAUGUGGUGGUAAAAUGCAUUUGAGAGAAGAAGAAUACGAUAAUGCUGCAACAGAUUUUUUUGAGGCAUUUAAAAAUUAUGAUGAAUCUGGAAGUCCAAGACGAAUAACAUGUUUAAAAUAUCUUGUACUUGCAUAUAUGUUGAUGAAAUCUGACAUUAAUCCAUUUGAUUCUCAAGAGGCAAAACCAUACAAAAAUGACCGAGAUAUAUUGGCAAUGACAAAUCUGGUUAGUGCAUAUCAGAACAAUGAUAUUGGGGAAUUUGAGAAGAUAUUAAAAUAUAACAGGGAGAACAUAAUGGAUGAUCCGUUUAUAAGGGAGCACAUUGAAGAUCUUUUAAAAAAUGUUCGAACACAAGUUCUGGUGAAGCUAAUAAAACCAUAUACAAGAAUUCACAUACCAUUUAUAUCAAAAGAGCUUAACAUUGAUGCCAACGAUGUUGAGAGACUUCUUGUUCAAUGUAUUCUUGACAGCACAAUUCAUGGACGCAUAGACCAAGAGCAUCAGUUACUCGAGCUGGACAAAGCAACAGUUGGGACAGCCAGGUUUAUGGCUUUGGAGAAAUGGACUUCACAGUUAGAAUCAUUGCAUGUGGCAGUCUGUAAUAAAAUUGCAUAAUCCCAAUUGUUGUGAAAAACAUUAUAAUAAGAACAACAUGUUGUUAAUGUGUUUAUUUCUAAAGAUUAAAUGCUCAAUUUUAAA